Messenger RNA from Hyaloscypha bicolor E, 767 nucleotides. RefSeq lists its product as uncharacterized. Lineage: Eukaryota; Fungi; Ascomycota; Leotiomycetes; Helotiales; Hyaloscyphaceae. The transcript is spliced from 3 exons. The record is from RefSeq and is a predicted model, not a curated record. The annotation marks the transcript as partial.
UUUUUCUCCAACAACCAUAGAGAAGUUAUGAAAGUGAGGUGUGAAUAAUAAACAGGGCUACAGUAUUCUCGGCGUCUCCCCACUCGGCAAGCCGAGAUCCAAACCUCCUCGGUUGGGCGAGUGACAUCAGCAAAUCUACCCCACAGAGGACAAAGGCUACCUACCACUCCAAAUACCACGUGUAAUUGAGCCUCAUCGACAUCAAAUCUCACACCAUUUCCCUUCUUCUCUUCUUCUCUCUGCUUCUUCAGACCAAAGUUCAAGACCCCCAAAAGGAAGAACAAAGCAAACAGACACCCAAAAUGGCAUCAUUCCUCCUUCGCCCCCUCUUCCGGCCCCAAGCUCUCGGUCUCGGUCUUGGUCUGUCUAUGGUUACAUAUCACGCACUGCACCAAAGACCAAUGAGACUGGAUUCAAGUUCUGUUUCUGGUAGCAGUGGUGUGUUUUCAGCGGAUACUUAUGGUAGGAAUGCGAAGACGCCUGUGGUACAGGGUGGUCAUCUGAAUCCACGGGCUGUGACACAGAUUAGUAGUGGGAGCAUUGUUGGUUUGUGUGCUGGGCUGCUAGUCAGUACGUUCUCGCGGUCUCUGGCGCUGAUAUUAGGAUUACUGGUCGUUGGUGUACAGUGGGCAUCCAGCUAUGGCAUCCACAUCAUCCCUUACAACCGCCUGCAAAAAUAUGUCACGAGCAUCGACCUGCGGUCCGCGGUGCAAGAUAACGUAGCGUUCAAGAUCUCGUUCGGAACGACGUUUGCAUUAGCAGCCUUC